Messenger RNA from Daphnia carinata, 1438 nucleotides. RefSeq names its product syntenin-1-like. Bases 206 to 1117 code for a protein of 303 amino acids. The transcript has 6 exons. Gene Ontology annotation, biological process: proteolysis. Gene Ontology annotation, cellular component: plasma membrane; cytoplasm. Gene Ontology annotation, molecular function: protein binding. The record is from RefSeq and is a predicted model, not a curated record. NCBI's taxonomy places the organism in Eukaryota, Metazoa, Arthropoda, Branchiopoda, Diplostraca, Daphniidae.
UACUCCGGGCCUUAUCCACAGACCCGGACUUGGAACGUGUGUUGAAAACCUUGAGUGACUCAUUCUUCAUAAGAAGUGUGUACUGACGUGCGAACUUUCUUUAUUAAGCUUCCGGAUUGUUUAUUUCUCGGCCCAGUGCUUUCGUACCAACAGUGGAGUUCGUUUGUCGUUUGAUCUAGAAAACUGUUCACUACCAACAGAAACCAUGUCGCUGUACCCGUCCCUCGAGGAUAUGGAGGCUGAUAAAAUGAUUAAAGCCCAAAUCCAGGAAUGCCGUAAGGCUGUACCGGCCCCAUCCUAUGGUGUCCACCCCCCUCAGAGCAUUGGAAUACAGUAUGAAAAUUCUAUUCUGUAUCCUUCACUUAAUGAUUUCAUGGGCAUGGAAAUCACUCCAGAAAUGCUUGCUGCCAAUCAAGUGGCUCUGUUUCCAUCUCAAACAAACACAACAGUAGCUAUCUCGAGCCAUUCUGCACCUUCAGCCCCUUCGUUUGGAAUGGUAGCCCCUCUAUCAGGCCAGAGUAUGGGACUAGCCCGUGGCCAAGUGACUCAUGGAAUUAGAGAAUUAGUUCUGUGCAAAGGAAGUGAUGGUAAAAUAGGAGUUCGCUGUCAGGCUAUUUCAAAGGGAAUUUUUGUAAGCUUGGUACAAUCUGGAUCUCCUGCUGCUCUAGCUGGUUUGCGUUUCGGCGAUCAAAUUCUCCAGAUCAAUGGAGAAAACGUUGCAGGAUAUUCCAUGGAUAAAGUCCACAAUAUCUUUAAAAAAGCGGGAGUAAACAGUAUUCGCGUCGCUGUCCGAGACAGGCCUUUCGAAAGGAGUAUCACCUUACACAAAGAUAGCUUUAGCCACGUAGGCUUUACGUUCAAGGAAGGAUGCAUCACUAGCUUGGUGAAGGAAUCUUCUGCCGCUCGCAAUGGCUUAUUGACCGAUCACAAUCUACUCGAGAUCAAUGGCCAGAAUGUUGUUGGACUAAAAGAUAAGGAAAUUAGUCGUAUCAUGGAUGGUGCUGGAACGUGCGUUACUUUAACAGUCAUGCCCAAGUUCCUCUAUGAACACAUGAUUAAGAACAUGUCUAGCAAUUUGCUGAAAAAAUCGAUGGAUCAUUCCGUACCGGACCUAUAGUGAACGGCGUUUUAUCGGAAGUAACGUAGAUCAAGUCAUUUUGUUUUCUUGCCCAACGAUGGUGCAUGCAGGGUCGACCAAUGAGCCAAUCAGUCGCCCCACACGUUCUAUAUAUUAACACAGUUUCGUGAUCCUCCCUCAAUUGAAUUUAGUUUUCCUUUUUUUCCUUCGUUUUUGACGAUGUGAUUCGAUCAAGAUUUGUUUACAUUCGCUGGUUCUGGUCUCAAAAAAAAACUUUUCUUUCUCGUUUGCCAUAAAAUGAAUAAGUUGGGCGCUAUAUAAUCGACGUUGCUAUAUUAAUCACAAUACAUUCUUUCAAAA